GUUAUGUGUUGUAUUCGUAACUAGGCGGUUUAUAUUGGAAGAACUGCGAUGAAAAUUAUAUUAACAACUAUUUUAAUCUCUCGACUAAUUUUGAUUGGAAGCUCUCAAACCUGCAAGGAAUCCAAAGAAUUAGAUAAUAAUUGUGGUAGAUACUGUUUUACAGUUGUAAAGCCCGUUUUGGAGCACACGGUCCAAUUACAAAAACAAGUCGAUAGCCAGGAUCUUAGCCAGAAAUUGAAAACACAAAUGAAAUUUGAAAAUAUUGAACAACAGUUGAAAAUAUUACAGGAUGAGGUGGCUAAACUUAAACUGAAUUCUGUCCAGGAGAAAUUAGAGGAUCAAAAAGGAUUAUUUGAGAAAAUUGGAUCAAAAUAUUAUUAUAUUGAAAGACAUCAAGGAUCGAAUUGGUUUACUGCUGUUCACAAGUGCCACGAACUCGGUGGACACUUGGCUAGUCUACAAAAUCAGAGGGAAUUGGAUGCGCUGAUACCCAAGUUACAGCCUCUCACUUGGAUAGACAUCAAUGAUCUGGGUCAUAAAGGAGUGUAUCUUUCACAUACCACUGGCCAUAAAGCACCCUUCUUCAAUUGGCAUCAGGGAGAGCCCAACCAUAGUUUUAAUAUUGAGAGAUGCGUCCUUUUGGAGUAUAGAGCUGAAGGGUACAAUAUGAACGAUCAAGAUUGCAACGUUGAAGGAUCUUUUAUCUGUGAAAUGUAUAGCCCAAAGUAGAAAAUAAAUAACGAAAGACAAUUUAAAAAAAUAU
Molecule: messenger RNA, 763 nt
Organism: Drosophila innubila
Lineage: Eukaryota; Metazoa; Arthropoda; Insecta; Diptera; Drosophilidae
Product: C-type lectin 37Db-like
Exons: 2
Coding region: 49-729 (226 amino acids)
Molecular function (GO): signaling receptor activity
Source: RefSeq, a predicted model, not a curated record